This is a messenger RNA of Diaporthe amygdali, 681 nucleotides long. RefSeq names its product nudix domain-containing protein. The record is from RefSeq and is a predicted model, not a curated record. The coding region runs from base 1 to 681 and encodes 226 amino acids. The transcript has a single exon. Gene Ontology annotation, biological process: ATP biosynthetic process; AMP biosynthetic process. Gene Ontology annotation, molecular function: bis(5'-nucleosyl)-tetraphosphatase (asymmetrical) activity. NCBI's taxonomy places the organism in Eukaryota, Fungi, Ascomycota, Sordariomycetes, Diaporthales, Diaporthaceae.
AUGUUCAAGGGAAAAUCGCCAUCUUUUGUGGAGAACACCAGGGCAUGCCCUCCUCAUGAGUCCAUCCCCAAAUCCUUCAAUAUCAACACCACGCACAACACACGACGGCAAAGAAAACCCCUGGAUGUCGUCGCAUUCGACAACGCCAUGGCCUGUGCCAAGAGCACGGACUUCUGCAUCUGCGCCGGGACUGUGACUUUCAAAGGCAGGGGUGAAGACAGCCGAGUCCUCGUAAUCCUGAACGAAAAAUACACUCAAGACCUCUGGCAGCUGCCCAAGGGCCGCAAGAACAUCGGCGAAGAUGCCCUAUGCAACACAGCAAUCCGGGAGACCUACGAGGAAACAGGGUACAAGGUCCAGCUACUCUCCAAGAACAUCCUCACCCGCGCGACGAUGGCCAAGGGCAGGAAGGACCCCGGCCCCAUUUUCGAGGCCCAGAGCGCCGAGCCCAUCGCCAUGGUCCACUACACGGAGCCAUUCCCAGGCCUUGCGGGAAGCCCGGUGACCAAGGUGUGCUUCUUCUUCGUGGCGACGGUCAGGGAUGAUGCCCCGCCCGCGCCGAACACGCAGGACGUCGACGAGGUCCUGGAGGCGUACUGGCUGACAUGCGCUGACGCGAUGGAGAGGCUUACCUUCGCGGCUGAGAGGAGGGCUUUGGAGAUUGCGAUGUGUUACUUGUGA